This is a messenger RNA of Hansenula ciferrii, 468 nucleotides long. RefSeq lists its product as uncharacterized. Lineage: Eukaryota; Fungi; Ascomycota; Saccharomycetes; Phaffomycetales; Wickerhamomycetaceae. The record is from RefSeq and is a predicted model, not a curated record. The transcript has a single exon. Bases 1 to 468 code for a protein of 155 amino acids.
AUGAAAUUCACAACCAUUUUAAACACAUUAUUCAUUACUUCAUUAGUUUCAGCUGUUGAUAAACCAGACGGUGUCACCGAUAGAAGAGCUGCACCAUAUCAAUUUGUUGGUAACAAAGAAGGUUCAAACUUACAAUGGGAUUUAUUAAUCAAAGAUAAACAUGAUGCUACUACUUUUAAAUUAAAACCAAACUCAAAAGUUGAAGGUUUCCAAGUUACAAAUAUACAAACUCAUCCACAAUUAGAAUCAUUAACUCCACCAGGUGAUUUACAAUAUAAUGAAGCUUGGUUCAAAGUUCCAAAUAAUGCAAGUUUUGAUGGUGAUGGUAGUGAUCCUUCCCAAAUUUUCACCAUCAUUGCUCAAGCUUCUGGUAAUCAAACUGAAUAUAACUUAUCAUUACAUGUUGUUACUGAUAAAGAACAAUUUAACGUUUCUCAAACUUUAGGUGGUUCUGGUAAUUAUCAAUAG